Messenger RNA from Cuscuta campestris, 1202 nucleotides. The record is from the annotation of a GenBank genome assembly. NCBI's taxonomy places the organism in Eukaryota, Viridiplantae, Streptophyta, Magnoliopsida, Solanales, Convolvulaceae.
GGGGAAGAAUUCCGCAAAAGCAGAGAGAGUUACUAGUCGGAUCCCCUUCUUCUCUCUUUCAUUCUCACACAGUCAAAGUCUUGCACAAAAUGGGUCGCCUCCUCGCCGUCAAUUCUCUAUCCCCUCUCCUCCUCCUCACUACUUGCUCUCUUCUUUACGGCAGAGUGCGGCCGACGACGUUCAAGAUAGUGAACAAGUGCCGGCAUACAGUAUGGCCCGGAGUUUUGACCGGAGCUAACCGGCCAAUCCUCUACCCGACUGGAUUCAAGCUCAAGAGUGGCCAAUCCAAGACUCUUUCUGUGCCCGCCUCUUGGUCGGGUCGGGUAUGGGGCCGGACAUACUGCUCCAGGGAUUCCGCCGCAAAAUUCACAUGUGCCACCGGCGACUGCGGAUCUGGGAAGAUAGCCUGCGCGGGAGGCGGGGCUAUACCCCCAGCCACCUUGGCCGAGUUCACACUCAACGGCGACCAGGGGCUGGACUUCUACGACGUCAGCCUCGUGGACGGGUACAACCUGCCGAUGCUGAUUGUGGCGAAGGGCGGCAAGAGCGGGGGCUGCGCCGCCACCGGUUGCUUGGUGGACUUGAAUCGGGCCUGCCCGGCGGCCCUGAGGGUGGCGCGUGGGAAAGGGAGGGGCAGUGAGUGUGUGGCUUGCAAAAGCGCUUGCUUGGCAUUCAACGACCCUGUAUACUGCUGCAGUGAAGCCUACGCGACGCCGGACACUUGUCACCCGUCCGCCUACUCCCUCUACUUCAAGCACGCCUGCCCCCGAUCUUACAGUUACGCCUACGAUGACAAGACUAGCACCUUCACCUGCUCCGGCGCCGAUUACUUGAUCUUGUUCUGUCCGCCCCCUUAUACCAGCCUGAAAGUUCUCACAGUGCAGAGGCAGGCUGCGGACUUGCCACUCGUCAACAAAACUAUGUUGUACCUCGGAAGGCAUCAUGGGAGUGGUAUGCCUUAAUUAAUGGCGCGACUCGCUUGUUUCGUGCAGCAGUUCACAUUCAAUUAUAUGCCUAACCUUGGGUUGGUCCUUCAGGUUGAUGUUUAGAACAGCAGCCGUAGGCAACAUUUGCCUUUGUGUGUGUAAAUUUGGUGUGCUUAAGCCUAAGGGACACUGGCUCAGACCAAUUUUGGUUUGGUGUUUAGGUCUAUGAUUUGGUUUGUUAGUAAUAUUGUAGACCACUAAAUUACUCACUACUGU